This is a messenger RNA of Trichoderma citrinoviride, 527 nucleotides long. Its product is annotated as ribosomal protein S25. NCBI's taxonomy places the organism in Eukaryota, Fungi, Ascomycota, Sordariomycetes, Hypocreales, Hypocreaceae. Gene Ontology annotation, cellular component: cytosolic small ribosomal subunit. Bases 25 to 309 code for a protein of 94 amino acids. The record is from RefSeq and is a predicted model, not a curated record. The transcript has 3 exons. Gene Ontology annotation, molecular function: structural constituent of ribosome.
CAAGCCAAGCACAUCACAGACAAAAUGGCGCCCGCAGCUGGAGCAAAGAAGCAAAAGAAGAAGUGGUCCAAGGGCAAGGUCAAGGACAAGGCCCAGCACGCCGUCCUGCUCGACAAGAACAUCUCCGAGAAGCUCUACAAGGAUGUUCAGUCCUACCGCCUCGUCACCGUUGCCGUCCUGGUCGACCGAAUGAAGAUCAACGGCUCCCUCGCCCGCCAGUGCAUCCGCGACCUCGAGGAGAAGGGCAUGAUCAAGCCGGUCAUCACUCAUAGCAAGAUGAAGAUCUACACCCGUGCCAUCGGCGAGUAAAUUUACCACCAUGUUUGAAAGUUAAAGCAUUGAGAUUUGGCGCCUGGUUGGUCUGAAAGGAAGAAAAUGGGCCAUGAGAGCAGAGGAUGAUACACGAGGAACAUACAGCCUCGGUUGGGACGCUUUUUCAUGCUCGGUGUAGCAUUUUCAUGGGAUCGGAAACGCUUUAGCAUAUGGCUACGGAAUGAAGAACUUCAAAAAAUGACCAAACCCGACGC